AUGACCGGUGCGGUCAAGGGCAAGGCGCUCCUCUCAGUAGAGGCACGACUGCGCCAACUCAUGCAGGCUCGCAAGCAGCGCGAGACAGCGUGGUUUGUCUCGACAUGGCGCAGGUCGCAUCUGCAAUUGAACAACGCCACGUGGCCUCCGUCCAAUCGGCGGAUUGCUGAGCUGGCAGCAGCCAAUAGGUUGCCUCCACGCGUGCCAAAGAGAAUGAGGAGUGUCCCUAGCAGCAAGCAACGGAGAGCAAGCAAGGCGGCUUUGGGAGAUGAGGAUGUGUCAGCAGGGGGACGUGAUGACGUGGCAGCAGAGGGAAAUGGUGACGUGGCAGCAGUGGGAGAUGAUGACAUCAUCAUUGUGUUGCUCGUGCACAACCGGCCGGCGUAUCUCAACCGCACUCUGGAUGCUCUGAGCAAAGUGGACGGCAUACAGCACGCCCUGCUUAUAGUCAGUCACGACGGCUUCUACCCGCCCAUGCACGCCCUCGUCCAAUCCAUCUCCUUCUGCCGGGUCAAGCAGCUCUACUUCCCCUUCUCGCCACACCUCUUCAACGGAACCUUCCCGGCAGCUUCUGCCGACGACUGCCGCGGCAAGUCAAGGCGGCCGUGGGAAACGAAAGCAGGGGGAGCUGAGCGGUGGGAGCAGAGGGCUCGUACGGGAGGAAAGCUGAGGAAGUGGCAUGGUCGGGGCAUGGGUAACAAGGGGAUGGUGAGGGAUGGUGGGAUGAGGCACGCUGCUAGCAACAGUUUGAGCAAAGGGGAGGAGGUGGGGGAGGAGGAAGGGGGAGAUGAGAUGCCGUGUUGGGGCCAGGCAGAUGAAUUCGGAUCUUAUCGUGACCCAAGAAUAGUCUCACUUAAGGUGCGUGCAUGUGCAUGUGCUGCUGUGAACACGGUGUGGAACGGCCUGCCAGAGACCAGGGCAUUCAACGGCCACAUGCUCUUUAUAGAGGAGGACCACUGGCUCUUCCCCAACGCACUUAGCCACCUCCGCUCUUUGCUAAGCGCCAAGUGCCGCGGGCGCUGCAACGAGUGCAUCGCUGUGAGCCUCGCCCCUGCUGAUGUGGGGGUGGUGGAGGAUGAGGAGGAGGGUGCGGUGGAGAGGAGGGGAGUGAAGACUGCAGUGCAAGCACAGCGGGAGGUGGAGGAUCGGCAAAGGGGCGUGGCUGGAGUGAGGCGAUUGAGGCUGUCGGUCAGAAGAGUCGAGGGGAAUGCGGUGGAGAAGGGUGGAGUUUUGAGGCGGAUUGGGCACUUCACGGCGGAGAGGCUGGGCAACGUGGGGUACAGCUUCAACCGCAGUGUGUGGGCGAUGAUGCAUGGCCUGGCACAGGUGGGGUAUGUUGUUCCUCAGGUGGGGUAUGUUGUUCCUCAGUGGGGUAUGUUGUUCCUCAGGUGUGGUAUGACCCCGGGGUAUGGGAUGGGCAACGUGGGAAGAGCUAGGAUAGGAGUGUGUGGGUGGGAGGUGAUGCAGGGGCUGGCAGGGAUAUGGUGGUGA
This is a messenger RNA of Closterium sp. Naga37s-1, 1491 nucleotides long. The record is from the annotation of a GenBank genome assembly. NCBI's taxonomy places the organism in Eukaryota, Viridiplantae, Streptophyta, Zygnematophyceae, Desmidiales, Closteriaceae.